CUCGACCUUUGACCCGGCGGGUCCGCGGCCCAGCGUGGGGUCCGGGGCCUGGUCGCCAUGUCGAAGCUCGGCCGGGUCACCCGCGCCGUGAAGAGGGUGGAGGGCGGGGGCGUCAUCCGGGCCGUCGUGCGGGCGGGGCAGGCCCGCCCCGGACCCCCCCUGGGACCCAUCCUCGGCCAGCGGGGGCUCCCCAUCGGCCAGUUCUGUAAGGAAUUCAACGAGCUAACGAAGGACUACAAGGAGGGCAUCCCUCUGCCCACCAGGAUCUUCGUGAAGCCGGACCGGACGUUUGAGAUCAAGAUCAAGCCACCCACGGUUUCCUACUUCCUGAAGGCGGCGGCCGGGAUAGAGAAGGGAGCGAGGAAGACAGGGCAGGAAGUGGCCGGACUGGUGACCCUGAAGCAGGUGUACGAGAUCGCCCUGGUGAAGGCGCGGGACGAAGCCUUCGUCCUACAGGACGCCCCCCUGGACUCCGUCGUCCGCUCCGUCAUAGGCAGCGCCCGCUCCCUCGGAAUCCGCGUCCUCAGAGACCUGACCGUGGAGGAGCUGCAGGCCUUCCAGGAGGAGCGGGCCCUCUUCCUAGCCGCGCGGGAGGCCGCCGAUGCCCAGGCCCGGGCCGAGGCCGCCAAGAAGUGACCCGCCCCUGCCCGGCCCCACCCCCGCCGCCGGAGGUUCCUGUCCUCGGGAAGGAAGCGGGACGCGGUUUCUCUUCAUUUUGUAUGUAAUAAGCGUUUGAUCCCGGCC
Molecule: messenger RNA, 744 nt
Organism: Ornithorhynchus anatinus (platypus)
Lineage: Eukaryota; Metazoa; Chordata; Mammalia; Monotremata; Ornithorhynchidae
Gene: MRPL11
Product: mitochondrial ribosomal protein L11
Exons: 5
Coding region: 58-636 (192 amino acids)
Biological process (GO): translation
Cellular component (GO): ribosome; mitochondrial large ribosomal subunit
Molecular function (GO): large ribosomal subunit rRNA binding; structural constituent of ribosome
Source: RefSeq, a predicted model, not a curated record